Penicillium griseofulvum is the source of this 1941-nucleotide messenger RNA. Its product is annotated as glutamine--tRNA ligase. NCBI's taxonomy places the organism in Eukaryota, Fungi, Ascomycota, Eurotiomycetes, Eurotiales, Aspergillaceae. Gene Ontology annotation, cellular component: cytoplasm; cytosol. The record is from RefSeq and is a predicted model, not a curated record. Gene Ontology annotation, biological process: glutaminyl-tRNA aminoacylation; translation. Gene Ontology annotation, molecular function: glutamine-tRNA ligase activity; ATP binding. The transcript has a single exon. The coding region runs from base 1 to 1941 and encodes 646 amino acids.
AUGGACCCCGCAAAGCCCGUCGAUCUGCCCGAGAGGCCAAAGGAGGCCAUCGACCCUACGGCUCCCCCCAAGAAGUCCAAGAGUCAAGAGAAGAAAGAGGCCGCAGCAGCCAAGAAGGCGGCGGCCAAGCUAGCAAAACAGGACCAGCCUAAACCAAAGGGAGAGCCAAAGGCACCCAAGGUGAAGGAGGCUCCUGCGCCCCGGGACCCCAAUGCCAUGUUUAAGGUCGGCUUCCUGCACGACGUGUACCAGGAAAAGCCGCUCUCCGAGACUGUCCCCAAGAUUCGCACGCGAUUCCCGCCCGAGCCCAACGGAUACCUCCACAUCGGCCACAGCAAGGCCAUCGCAAUCAACUUUGGAUUUGCGAAGUACCACGGUGGCGAGUGUAUUCUGCGCUUCGACGACACCAACCCAGAAGGCGAGGAGGAGCGGUACUACAAUGCCAUCCGGGAGAUUGUGACAUGGCUCGGCUUCACACCUGUGCGUGAGACCAACGCCAGUGAUAACUUCGACCGCCUCUACGAGCUCGCAGAGGACCUCAUCCAGCGCGAUGGCGCAUACGUCUGCCAUUGCACCAAGUCCGAGAUCAAGGCCCAGCGCGGUGAGGUCGAGGGCGGCCAGCGCGGUGGAGAACGCUUCUCGUGCAGCCACCGCACACGACCCAUCGAGGAGUCCAUGGCCGAGUUCCGCGCCAUGCGCGACGGAAAAUACAAGGCUGGUGAGGCCGCGCUGCGCAUGAAGCAGGAUAUUACAGACCCGAACCCGCAGAUGUGGGAUUUGUUCGCCUGGCGCAUUAUGGGCUCUGAGGACAAGCAGCAUCACCUCACCGGCGGCAAGUGGAAGAUCUACCCAACCUACGACUUCGCGCACUGUUUGUGUGAUAGUAUCGAGGAAAUCUCGCACUCGCUCUGCACAACCGAAUUCGAACUCUCCCGCGUCUCGUACGAGUGGCUCUGCAAUAAGCUGGAGGUCUACUGCCCCAACCAGCGUGAGUACGGCCGUCUCAACAUCACCGGCACAGUUCUCUCCAAGCGUAAGAUCAUCCAGCUCGUCAAGGAAGGCCACGUCCGCGACUGGGAUGACCCACGUCUGUACACGCUCAUCGCGCUACGCCGUCGCGGCGUGCCCCCCGGCGCGAUCCUCGCCUUCGUCAACGACCUCGGCGUAACAAAGAAUACCACCAACGUCCAGGUCGCCAAAUUCGAGCAGAUCGUCCGCCAGUACCUUGAAACCACCGUCCCCCGUCUGAUGGUCGUCCUCGAGCCACUGAAGGUCAUCAUCGACGACCUCCCCGACGACUACGUCGAGCUCCUCGACUGCCCCUUCUCCAAAGACCCAAUCUUCGGCACCCACAACAUCCCCUUCACGAAGACAGUCUACAUCGAGCGCUCCGAUUUCCGCGCCGUCGACUCACCAGACUACUUCCGUCUCGCCCCCGGAAAAACAGUCGGUCUCCUCAAAGCCCCCUACCCCAUCACGGCAACCUCCUUCGAAACAGACGCCAACGGCGAGGUCACCUGCGUCCACGCCAAAUACGAGAAACCCGCCGAAGGCGAACCAGUCAAGAAACCAAAGUCCUUCAUCCACUGGAUCGGCGAGUCUCCCGCGCACAACAGUCCUAUCCGUGCUGAGGUCCGCGCUUUCAACUCGCUCUUCAAGUCUGAGGAUCCAUCCGCCCACCCCGAUGGUUUCCUCGCCGAUAUCAACCCUGACUCGGAGGAGUUCUACAAGGAUGCUAUGGUCGAGACUGGAUUCCGGGAUAUCUCGGCCUCGGCGCCGUGGCCUAAGGAGGAAGGCGCUGCCGAGCCUGGUGAGAAUAAGCAUUCUAUUCGUUUCCAGGGUAUGCGUGUUGCGUACUUUGCUGUUGAUCGGGAGUCGACGGAUGAGAAGUUGGUGCUUAAUCGCAUUGUUACUCUUAAGGAUACCCAGGGUAAGAAUUAA